This is a messenger RNA of Aspergillus niger, 492 nucleotides long. RefSeq lists its product as hypothetical. Bases 1 to 492 code for a protein of 163 amino acids. The transcript is spliced from 2 exons. The record is from RefSeq and is a predicted model, not a curated record. Lineage: Eukaryota; Fungi; Ascomycota; Eurotiomycetes; Eurotiales; Aspergillaceae.
AUGACUAAGCGGGUGAGUUCCGGGCGGUCGAGCCUCAUCGGGAACGCGAGACCGAUAGGUAAUCCCGUAGGAUUUCCGACUAUCGCGGGCUUUGCUGGAUUCCCGUUGACAUCCGUCUCUUGUGGAAGAACAGGAUCCUUCACCCCUCUCAAAACAAGGAAUGAAUCUCUUCCUGGCGUCCGGAAUCCUUGCGGUGCUCUGCAACUGUCCAACAGGUCCAAUCCUUCGGGGGCAUCCUACCUCAGGGGGUUACUUACUACUACUACCUACUACCAGGAAAGCCAGCAAGAGACGCACUUUCUCCGAGAUACGCCUUGCAGGAAACGUUGCGCCGAGACCGAUGCGCGUACAUAUUCCCGAGGAGAUCUGAUCGCCGCGGCAGCUAAGCAGGGAUUCGGUCGAUCAAUCAGGCCAGAACCCGGCGUCUACCAACCAACUGCUCUUGGGAUUUGGAUGAGCUACUAUACGAGAAAAUCGUACGGGAUCUGGUGA